Molecule: messenger RNA, 1014 nt
Organism: Bradysia coprophila
Lineage: Eukaryota; Metazoa; Arthropoda; Insecta; Diptera; Sciaridae
Source: RefSeq, a predicted model, not a curated record
AUGGAAAAUUGUUUUGGAUCCAUAUCAACGUCGCUAGGCAUUGACAUUAUUGAAAAAGACUUCGAUACUGUCAUCAAACCGCGCACUAACAUAGAGAAGGAAGACUUCGUUGAACUGUUACGAAUUUGCCUUAACGAAUGCAACUACUUAUUGUAUAAAGGUCAAUUCUAUCGACAACUGAAUGGUAUCUUCAUGGGCAGCUCCCUAGGCAACAUCAUCGUACAAAUAGUAUCGGAACACAUCAUCAACUCUGUCCUAGACCAACUCCAGAAAGAGAAAAUCAUCCCACCGAUCGUUUGGUUGGUCUACGUCGAUGACCAUCUAGUCAUUUGCCAUGAGAACGUCAGAAAGAUUAUACUAGACAAAUUAAACGCCUUCGACCCUGGCCGCAUUAAGUUUACUUGCGAAAUGGAGGAGAACCAGUCUAUUAACUUUCUGGACCUUACCAUCAUCAGACGUCACGGAUCGAUUAUUACGAAUUGGUACUCCAAGGCCAUUGCAUCCAACCGAAUCUUAAAUUUCUAUUCGGCACAUCCACGUAAUACAGUGCUCAACACAGCCAAGUCGUUUGCGAGAAAAGUUUUCGAAUACAGCCACACAGAAUUCCACACAGAGAACCUAACCAAAAUCAAUAACAUCCUUCAAAAGAAUAAUUUUCCAGUGAAUGAGAUCCACAAAUUGAUCAAAAUGGCCUCAAAACCGAUGAUUCAUAAGGCAUCCACAUCAAACGAGAAAAAGAAAACCUAUUGUUCUUUGACAUAUGUACCGAAAGUAUCUGAAUCACUCACAAGACAAAUCAAAUACUUCCUUCCGGAAGUAACUGUUGCCAACAAGCCUGAGCAAAAACUGGAUCGAUACUAUUCCAAGCAAAAAGAUAAGCUAGAUGACGACCAACUGUCUGGCGUUGUCUAUGAAAUAGACUGUCUCGAUUGCGACACCAAAUACAUCGGUGAAACUGGCCAGAAGAUAGGCACGAGAAAACGACAGCAUAAAAAAUUCCACAACCGAUACUAA